This is a messenger RNA of Calypte anna (Anna's hummingbird), 3041 nucleotides long. It is a transcript of the gene ATRIP, whose product is annotated as ATR interacting protein. The transcript has 14 exons. Lineage: Eukaryota; Metazoa; Chordata; Aves; Apodiformes; Trochilidae. The record is from RefSeq and is a predicted model, not a curated record. Gene Ontology annotation, biological process: DNA damage checkpoint signaling; DNA repair. The coding region runs from base 1 to 2553 and encodes 850 amino acids.
AUGGCGGCCCAGCCCCCGCUCGGACCUCGGAAGCGGAGCGGUCCGGCGCUGUGCGGGACGGGCUGGGCUGGGGCCGCCUCUGGCUGCAGCGGGGCCCUGGCGAACGGCUUCCCGCCCAUCAAGCGCCCCAAGAGCUCGGGGGCGACCGAGCCUGGCGAGGGGCCCGGGGAUCCCUUCGGGGACGGAGACGACUUCACGGCGGACGACCUGGAGGAGAUCGAUAUCCUGGCCUCGCAGGCGCUGUCACAGGAGGCUGCGGGCGGCGUCGUGCCCCGGACCGGACCCCCGGGACGGGCGUGGGACCCCAGCAGCUCCGAACGCGGGGAGGCUGCGGGGAGGCCCCCGGGCAGCACCCCAGCCCCGGCAGGGAGGAGGAAAGGAAUGGCUCCCGGUGAUCAGCCCUGGCGAUUGGCCUCUGCCGGCGCUGUGCCAGGAAGCAGCACAGCAGAUAGCCUAAUAAGAGAUGCCUUCCAGUUUGAAGUGCUGCAAACACAGCAUGAGGAAAUUAAACAGAAGCUGAAAGAAAUGCAGGAUGAAAUUCUCACAAAAAAUGGAGAAAUUAAAGUUUUGCGUGACUCAAUGCAGCAGAUGGAGUUUGCUAUGGAGGAACAGAAAAGAUCAUACGUGCUGCUGGAACAGCAGAAAUCUCAAACCCUCAGUGAAAAAGAAAAAGAAUUCUCCAAAAAGUUGCUGUCAUUACAGUCAGAGCUGCAGUUCAAAGAUGCAGAGAUGAAUGAAUUAAGAGCACGACUUCAGAACUGUGAAAGAAAUAAACAUGGUACUCAGACGGUUUUAAUGUCAAGCCCUAAAAAGAAUUCUGUAAUACAAGUGAAAUCAGAAGUAUGUUCUCCACAGCCUGGAAAAAGAUCUUUUCCUACAAAGGAGUCCUUCAGUGCUGAGAUGUCUGCCAGACCAUCAUGUGCAGGAAAUCUGAUUACCCCAAUUACUUCAAUCAAAGAAGACAGCAAGAUGACCCAUCCUGAAAUUUUAGCCCUGAAGCACAAAGAAAUGGCCAAAAACGGUUCCUACAGCUCUUCACAUAAACGAAACACACAAGGUUCAAUCUUACUAAAUGCAUUGAUGAAGCAGCCCAUUGUCCCUGGGUCAUCACUGGGACUCUGCCAUCUUCUUAGCAGUAACUCUGAGUCUCUACCUGGAGCUGUGCUGCAGCCAAACUAUGUGGAUAUGAAGUCUACACAACUACCUAUCAGCAGGACAACUCAAGAAGAAAUGGGUCCUCUUGUAUCCCUGCGAGAAGCUCAAAAGCUUGCAGUAACAGGCUUGAACUUGAUUGCUCUGGAUGAAGGAUUACCUGAAGAGAGCCUGACAGGAAUCCAGAGGGAGUCCUCACCCCUCACACACUGCAAGAUCCGAGGUGCUGUGUACCUCUUGCCCUUGGUAGAGCACCACCUUGGUGCAUACUGUCAAGCAGUGCAACUGGCAGACAAAUCCAUAAAUUCUGCUUGUGGAAACCACUCAUCCAUUUCUUCCAGGACCAACACAAAUAUGGUGUCAAGUAAGGAGGACUUUAGGUUGUCUCUUGAAGAAACUACAGUUAUAUCACUGGGUAUUCUUUAUUAUUUGGUGUUUUAUAGCUGGGACAUUGUCCACACAUUGCUAUCUACUGAAGUGGAAAAAAGUUCUACUGAUGGAGUUGAACAGUUUUCCAAGAUGGACCACAAUGUGUUGUGUGAUAAUAAGUGUGGUAAUAAAGAAGAUACCAGGACACAAGGAGGGCUGCCUGUAGCUCCACAGGAUGCUAACAACGAUCAAGCUCAACAUUCUUUGUUUAAAAAGCUGCUUCAGGUUUUAGCUUUUUCUGCUACAAGAGGCUCCCAGGCUGAUAGCAUACUGAACCAAAGCCUAAAAGCUUUGGUGAAAUUAGCUGAAAAUUCAACAAUCGACUUGCUAAUAAAUUUUCAGCACUUACUGAGUGGCCAGGUACUGCUCCACUGUCUGUGUCCAGAGACCCCUUUGCCUGCUGUCCUUUUGGCUGUGAGACUGGUGUCUCUUCUUGCUCAACACCACAUGUUGGCUGCUCAACUUUGUUCUCAUUCAGACACCUGCCUCCUCCUUGCACUGUACAUGUAUAUUACAUCAAGACCAGAUAAAUCAGCAUCUGAAAGGCUUUGGCUUCAACUGGAACAAGAGACAGUGAGGCUCCUGACAAGGUGCAUGCAGUGUCCCAGCCCAGUGGCUUUACUGCCUGGUACAGAUUGCCAGUGUAACCUCGAGGUGGUUAAAGCACUAAUUAUAAUGUUACAUAGACAGUGGAUGAAGAUGAGAAGAUCUGAGAACAGCCUGUGUGCAUAUAAGGAGCAAAUAAUUCAGUUUUUAAGAGACACUGUUUUACUCUUGCACAGCCUAUCUCAGAAAGAUAAACUGUUUCAUGAACACUGUUUGGAAGUUCUCCAUCAAUAUGACCAAGCCAUGCCGGGCGUAAGAGCCAUUCUCAAAAAGACUCAAAAACUGAGUGCUUGUGAAGAGCUGAUUUUGGAUGAACUGUAUCCUCCUGAGCCAGAAGCAGAAGACCAAGGAAUGGAUUCCAGCUAGCUAUCACCUAGCAAAGAUCUCUGUCCUUCCUUAUCUGUAUCAGAAAAAUCACUGCCACUAUAAAUCUGAAAUUUAAAUAAUCUAUUUUAUUAAGUGAUAAUCUAAAGAUCAUACUCAAAUGUAGCAGAACUGACACAUUUCUUUGUUGUGAUUAUUGUAUUUAAGCACCAUCUAAAUGUAGCCAAAAGCCAAGAGAUGCUGAUGUAAGAAUUACACUGUAAUUUACUGUUUUGCUGUGCAAAACCACUCAUUGGCUUGUGACUGUUUCUGUUUAUGGAUUCCAUCCUUUGUGACAUUGCUGUGAAUGGAAAUUUCACUAUUGUGUUCUCCAUUUUACUGUGACUGCAGCUGAAUUUAAGAUGCUGAAUGUGCUGAGGUAUUUGGGAUCACUGAGUUCAUAUGAAAGUCUUUUGAACAUCCUUGUUCCUUUCGCUUGGCUUCUGAAUUUUCAUGUUGAUAUUAGUAAACAGUUUACUGUGAUUUAAAAA